UUGCUCCGGAUUAUGGGAGGGAGGGGAAUUCAGAAAGGGAGAAGAUAAACGGUAACCAUAUUUACCCGCCAGUGUAAGCCCUCUUACGGGGUGGGGGUUCGUUCCCAGCAGCCGGGUGAGCUCCGCCCUCACGCCCCGCCUGCGCCGGGAAAUCAGGUGACCGCGGGCUGGCGUAGUCACGUGGCUGGGGCGCGCCCGCCCGUUGUGGCCAUGGCGGCCGCUGGUUCCAGUGUGGUGAGGCGAGUGGAAGAGCUCGGGGACCUGGCUCAGGCCCACAUACAGCAGCUCAGCGAAGCCGCCGGCGAAGAUGAUCACUUUCUAAUUCGGGCCUCUGCAGCUCUAGAAAAAUUGAAACUUCUGUGUGGAGAAGACAAAGAAUGUUCAAAUCCAUCAAAUCUUCUAGAACUUUACACACAGGCAAUUUUGGACAUGACAUAUUUUGAGGAGAACAAACUAGUAGAUGAAGAUUUUCCUGAAGAUUCUUCACAGAAAGUAAAAGAGCUGAUCAGUUUUCUUUCAGAACCAGAAAUUUUAGUUAAAGAAAAUAAUAUGCAUCCAAAACCCUGUGAUUUGCUUGGGGAUGAACUCCUGGAAUGUCUCUCUUGGAGACGGGGAGCCCUACUCUAUAUGUAUUGUCAUUCUCUGACCAAAAGGAGGGAGUGGCUCACAAGAAAAUCCAAUUUGCUUAAAAAGUACCUUAUUGAUGGAAUCAGUUACUUGCUACAGAUGUUAAAUUAUCGGUGUCCUGUCCAGUUAAAUGAAGGAGUUUCUUUCCAAGACUUAGACACAGCUAAAUUACUGAGUGAAGGAAUAUUUAGUGACAUUCAUUUGCUGGCUAUGAUGUACAGUGGAGAAAUGUGUUACUGGGGAUUGAAGCAUUGUGCAGAUCAACAGCCAGAAAAUCACGAAGUGGAUUCUGGUGUUUCUGGAGCAAGCUACACAACACAAAAAGAACCUCUGGAUUUCCGAGAAGUAGGAGAAAAAAUUUUGAAAAAGUAUGUAUUUGUGUGUGAAGGACCCCUGAAAGAGCAAGAAUGGAAUACAACAAAUGCAAAACAAAUUUUAAACUUUUUUCAGCAUCACACUAACCAGUAAGUUAUCUAUUCUUUUCCAAGAGGAAAACAAAACAACCCAUGAAAUGGAAAAGUUCCAGAAAAGAAGACAUAUUGACACUGUUUAAGAAUGUUACACUACAUAAAGAUACCCAGCGUGGUUACCUAUUUUUAAUGCCAUCACCAUUUUUCAUUAUAUAUUUUUAAAUCUAUGAAAGAACGAUUCUUUAAUGUUUAAGAUGGCAUGUAUGUUAUUCUAACUCAGCCUGAACUGCAGAUGUUCUGUAACUAAUAAUAAGUAGGAUUAGAGUUUAGCUUUAUAAGUUUUAAUUAUUAGCUUUUUUGUGACAUAAAUUGACCAUUUCAAAUAUCUUCAGAUUAUUUUUAAAUCUGUCUUGAAGUUUGCUGUGCUUCAGAGAUUAAAAUCAAGUCACCUCAUUGCUUUAGAUAUAUUCUAAAAAUGUAAAAAUUGGCAAAAUAAAAAAUUAUGACUAGUAUUCAGACUCCAUUUCCAGAAUAGAUAAAUAAUGAAAGAUGCCACAAAAGAAAUGUUUCAUUUUUUGUUUUACCAUUACUCAUGGCAUUUACAAUUUUUAUGCUAUUGGGCAUUAUGUAAAAAUUUUCAAGUGAUUUUCCAAUUUUAUUUAAAAGAAAAUGGAUGGUUUAUCAAAUGAGUAAUGAAGAUGAAAUCAAGUUAGGUUAGUCCAUCAUUAACUCGUUUGUGUUUAGAGUGCCCCUUUUCAUAGGUAUUGAAAUUUUAAUAUUUUUGUCUUUAAUAGUAGAGAUGAGUGAUAAAGGCCAGAGAACCUAACUUGCUAUCUUGCUUAUUGUCUACCUCAACUCCUAUUGUCUUCUUGGGAUGAUCUAAUAAUUUGCUGAUAUCCUUGACUUCUGUACCAGUGACUUCAUCACAUUCCAGGAACUUAACUCCCAUGGCUACACCUUGAAUGAAUAUCACCAUCCUGAGUUUUUCUUUCUGAAAUCUUAAAUUUCAGUAAUUGAUGAUAAUUCAUGUCUUUCCAGCUUUUCACUUCCUCAUUUUUACUGAUUUUUCUUUCUCCUUUAUUUCUACUCUAUCUCUUUAGCUUCUUCACAGCCCCUUUUUCUUUUCUUUUUUUUUUUUUAACUAUUUUAUUUAUUUAUUUUUGACAGAGAGAGACACA
Molecule: messenger RNA, 2215 nt
Organism: Neogale vison (American mink)
Lineage: Eukaryota; Metazoa; Chordata; Mammalia; Carnivora; Mustelidae
Gene: RIMOC1
Product: chromosome 1 C5orf51 homolog
Exons: 6
Coding region: 211-1095 (294 amino acids)
Biological process (GO): mitophagy
Source: RefSeq, a predicted model, not a curated record